Molecule: messenger RNA, 2595 nt
Organism: Mugil cephalus (flathead mullet)
Lineage: Eukaryota; Metazoa; Chordata; Actinopteri; Mugiliformes; Mugilidae
Gene: fbxo22
Product: F-box protein 22
Exons: 7
Coding region: 82-1239 (385 amino acids)
Biological process (GO): positive regulation of proteasomal ubiquitin-dependent protein catabolic process; regulation of skeletal muscle fiber development; protein polyubiquitination
Molecular function (GO): protein binding
Source: RefSeq, a predicted model, not a curated record
UGGCACCGCGGCGGUGGGCGUUCAGAGGUCAAAGUUUGACUGGGCAGCAGUGUUGGAAACCCCACAACCUGAGAGAGCAAUAUGAGUGGAAAUCAAAUGUUUGUUGAUUCUUUUCAAGACAGCAAGGCUGCGUACGUACUCAGCAAUGUUGUCGAGGUGGUUGAGAGAAUUUUGACCUUCAUACCGACCAAAUCUCUUCUUCGGAUCGCGAGUGUGAGCAGGCUGUGGAGAAACUGUGCCCGCAGAGUGCUCCGGACCCAGCAGCAGCUGACAUGGGCGUCAGCCUGUGGCUCGUCCACCGCGGAGGCUCAUGUCCUCUGCGGCGUCCUGGCUGAAGAAGUGGAGAAAGUGUUUCUCUUGCCCAGAACAGUUCUGGCAAUGGUAGACUGUGAGGCCUUCAAUGGACAAGCUUAUUGCUACAGUAAAGCAAAAAAGAGUCGCCAAAGUCCAGGCGCAGUUGAAGAACUCAACGUGCUCUUUCCCAAAAGCUGUGACUUCAUGGGCAUCGCUGUACCAGGUGUAGUCUUGACACCCACUGGCUCCAGGUCCAACCCUCCACAGGAGUACCAAGAGGGGGAGGCCGGCUUUGCAAUCAUGUUCCCCAGCACCGAGGGUGUCCACAUCAAGCCCUUUCACUUCUGUAAGAAGACCAUCUCCCCAGCAGCACUGAAAGAAGCAGGACUAGUCGACAACCCAGAUCUUCGCGUGGUGCUGAUAUUCGUGUACGAGGCAUAUAAAUCUGGAGGCGCACGCUUCCUCAACCAGAUACUCGAGCCACUGGCCAAGAGCAAAGCUCUGAUCGCUGGAGGACUGGUAGAAAGUGCAUUCUCUCCUCCCAGAGAAUGCUGUAGCCAGGGUGCGUACGGCGUGGUGGGCCUGGCCCUGAGUGGCCCUAAGGUGCAGGGGGCGUCUGUGCUCUUGGACCAUGACAUCAGCAACGCGAAGACGGCCGAGGCCACGAUUCGGCGGCUAAAGGCAGCCAAGAUUCCAGAGAAAAACACCCUGGGGUUCAUGUUCGCCUGCGUGGGGAGAGGCCAGAACUACUACAACAACCAGACCAACGUAGAGGCUGACGCUUUUCACAAGGUGUUCCCCAACACCCCGCUGUUCGGCCUGUUUGGCAACGGCGAGAUCGGCUGCGACCGAAUCAUCAAAGAUGACUACACACUGUGCGACACUGACACGGACAGCCUGCAACACGAGUACACUACGGUCAUGACCCUGGUCCAUCUCGGCUGAGUUUUCCUGCCGUAAAAAAUGAACAAUGUCCCAUCGCGCUCUUGUUUGGAACAGCAGUCAGUAACAACAAACAUUGUGUACAGAGUGUCACAACUCCGAGUGCUGCUGUCAGAAUUUCUGCGAACAAAGCAGGAACAAUGUCCCUUAAGCCACCAAGGGAAUGGCAGCAUUUGGGAAAUCGUGUCCCACGGAGAUUCAAAUAUAGUGAUAUCAGACACACACACACAAAAAAAAAAACAUUGGAAGUUCCGACAUGGUACAGCGCUCUUGUGAAAUAUAUUUGUGUAUAUUUUCCCAAAUUUCACGCGCGCACGGUCAAGGCACUCCUUACUGUGUGGUGUCAGCCUCAUGGUCUGUUUGCUUUGCAGGUGAGUAAUGAUUUGCGCCUGUGUCUCUAAGCUUGUUAUAUUUUUUGAUUCAGCGAAGGCACUUUUUUUUUAUCCAUGUAAAUAAACGAGUGUGGUCUUCCUUCCACAGAAUCAAGGUAAUCUUGAUUUGAACGCUUUGGCUCCUUGUGUAGGUUUUACAUUUAAGGGUUUUACAUGACUUUUCUUACCAGUGAAGAAAUUAAACGACCAUACCACCCUGCAAAUGAAUACUCCUCUAUCUCAUCUACCACUGUGUGUGUGUAUGACUUUCACAAUGCGUCUUUGCUUUUGUCCACAUGUCGGGGAUAUUAAUUUAACGGUUGGACUUAAUGUCAUGUGAAGCUCCCCUUCCAAAUCAUGAACGCGAACAAGGCAGAGCAUCUGUCCAGCUGGCCCAGUAAGCAACACUGUCACAUCACUUUAGUCUCUUGGCUCCUGUACAACAUAGAGUUUCAGGAGGUAAAUAAUUAAAGAAGGGUCCAAAGUUAGGUGGACGAAGUUAAUGUCAUUUUAGGGGCAUUUAAUGAUAAAGUUGCACAUUUGAAAAUGUUCUUAAUGCUACAAAUCUUGUGUCUAUGUUGUUUCCCCCCAUCAUUCAGUAGUUCACUUUUCAUAUAUCUUGGUGACAUAAAGGUGCAGCUUUUGAAAUAUGCGGUUCUUGUUAGUUGCUGUUACAUGUUGAAAAUCGCUGGUAUUCAGCCUUUCUGUAACAAAAAUAGAACUAUGAUUGUAGCAAAAAUGUUUUCAAGAAAAUUCCAUUAUUUUACUUUUUUUUUUAAGUAAUGAGUUAGAUCUCAGUUUCUAAGAGUAUCUUCAUUCUUUGUAUUGUACUACACCCAUUUCCCCUUAAUAGUUUGUAGAUUAAGAAAUUAAAUUUUUCUUUAAAGUUAGUCUAACUGGUCCUUUUAACGAACUUGUUUUGGUGUUGAUGCACUUUUCUACUUGUGCCAAAUCAUAUCUAUCAUCUCAAUAAAUUACAAUAUGUGUA